Molecule: messenger RNA, 826 nt
Organism: Epinephelus lanceolatus (giant grouper)
Lineage: Eukaryota; Metazoa; Chordata; Actinopteri; Perciformes; Serranidae
Gene: agr2
Product: anterior gradient 2
Cellular component (GO): endoplasmic reticulum
Source: RefSeq, a predicted model, not a curated record
UAAAAACGGGGCAGGUGAGAGUGAAGGAAGAGCAGAUCCUGCAGUCCACCUACAGUCUCACCUGACCCUUCCAUAACAGUAAGUCUGAAGAUGAUCAAAGCGGCAUUGACAGUGCUCUUGAUCCUGGUGGCCAUGUCUUCCACCUUUGGGAAAUACAGCCCGAAAACAGGCAGGAGGAGUGUUCAGACUCUGUCCAGAGGUUGGGGUGAUCAGCUAAUCUGGGCUCAGACUUACGAGGAGGCUCUCUACUGGUCCAGGUCAAGAAACAAGCCUCUGAUGGUCCUCUUUCACCUUGACGAUUGCCCACACAGCCAAGCACUGAAGAAGGUUUUCUCUGAGGACGUCGAGCUCCAGAGAACGCUUGAUGAGGACUUUAUCAUCCUCAAUCUUGUGUAUGAAACCACAGACAAAAAUCUCUCUCCUGAUGGAAAGUAUGUUCCCAGAAUCAUUUUUGUCGACCCCACAAUGACGGUGAGGGCCGAGAUCAAUGGUCGCUACUCCAACCGCAUGUAUACCUAUGAACCGACUGACCUCAAACUCUUGAAGAGCAACAUGCAGAAAGCCAAGAAGCUCCUGAAGUCUGAGCUGUGAGCAUGAUGACGAGGCAUGCUUGACUUGUGGCUGCCAGAGUUAUUUGUCACCACAGUUGGCAAUAACAUGUUGUCACUACAGUUUACACAUGGAAGGCUAAGCACUGGAAAGUUCCCUUUCCUUACCUUCACUCGGAAUGUUUCCUCCUUAAAUUCUCUUCCUAAGUCUUACCCUUGUUAUUACUGCUGUGCAUCCCGAAUGUCUUUUGAAUAAAUAUGAAACUGUUAACAUACAA